UCUCGGAGGGUGCGGCCCCUUGAGCCCCCCUGGCCCAAAUCAGCAAGAAGACCCCCUGUUUCCUGUAUAUUCUUCCAAAUUGAGCCGGGCAGUAUUUCCGUCGCGAUGGCAUCAGGACAGUACGUCGCAGUGUACAAAAUGGCCAGGUCGCCCUCUCUGUGAUGGUGCAGAUCUUGUCGACAUGUCGCAAGAGCUCUUUGAACUUGUGUCUUCUGCCUCUUCUUCUCCUUCUUCGUCUUCUUCUUCGUCUAUAUUCUCCAGAUCGCUGCCCUGUUCAUUGUCCAAGUAGUCCUUCCUUUUCAUAACAGAGCUCGUUCUCGCUUCUUUUUCCAAAGAUGUUUCCUUCAGUCCCCCUCCUUCUCGCUCUCAGUGGUGCCCUGGCGGUGUCCGCGCUGCCCCGUGCAGUAUCCAACACCACAACCAGCUGCCCUGUCCUCCUCGACGGCCGCGUGCCCUCCAACGCGACCCUCGACGAGUUCGACGCGACCAACGGCAUCUUCAACCCCGACUACGUCAAGGGCAACAACGUGUCGUGGAGCGACAUCCUGCUCUUCCCCUCGGCGGUUCCCGCCUCGCGCUUCGACAGCGGCAGCUACAAGCCCCUCGAGGUGACCAUCAACAACGCCUCCAUCUUCCAGACGCAGUACGGCUUCCGGCGGGCGGGCUUGCAGUUUGCGGCCGACACCAACACGGGCAGCCCCGGCUACGCGGGCGUCGUGACGCUGCACUGGAGUGUGCGCCAGGACCCGGCGCGGGCGCUGAACCUGAGCCAUGAGUAUCUGAACGUGUGGCACGAGAGCGCCGAUUACAGUGCGGACCAGAUCAUGUUCCAGGCCGGGCAGAUGAUUGAUUUCCCUGACCUGCCGAGCGACACGUUCAAGAUCUUUGAUCGGAAUUCGGCCUUGCUUUGGAGCACCGAGAUUGAGGAGGAUGAGUGGCAGAAUUUUGCUGUCACGCUGGACAUGGACGCAAACACCGUCCAGUUUUACUACUCUGUGGGCACUGAUGCCCUGGCUGCUGUCACCAAUAUCAUCUCGGCUGACCUGUCCGGUGACGGCGAAUAUCAAAUCGGCAUCCUCAAGAAGCCCACGGGGUCCUCGGAUGUUGUCAACUCUGGAUACCAGGAGGCUCCGUUUGAAGAAGGCCAGAUCUAUGGUGGUCUGUUUGUGGAGGACAGCACUGGUGGUUGUAUCUCUCUGUAAUCAGCUAACCUACACGGUGACGCGAUGAGAGAGGAAGGGAGAACGACCAUGUAAAUUGGAAUUUUCUGUCUAUUAUUGCUGCCGGCCACCGUCCUGCGAUAUAGUUACGAAACAGAAUCUGAUCAGCAUAAAUGU
Molecule: messenger RNA, 1337 nt
Organism: Cryphonectria parasitica EP155
Lineage: Eukaryota; Fungi; Ascomycota; Sordariomycetes; Diaporthales; Cryphonectriaceae
Exons: 2
Coding region: 336-1202 (288 amino acids)
Source: RefSeq, a predicted model, not a curated record